AUGGCUUUUGUAUUGGAUAAUGCAUUAGCAGAACAGGUCGGCAAACGAGCAAAUGGAUUACCUGGUGGUAAGCAAUCAGCGCCGCCCAUGGACACCUGCAACGACGGAGGAAUAACGACCAUAACCAUCAACAAAGAGCAUCAAAGUAUAAUCGAAAUACUGGUGGAGGGAACAAGAGCUAUGCAAAUGGCAAAACUGUUUCAAGGACGGGACAUUCCUUUUGAGGUGAUAGUGAGUGAUGCUUCGGCCUACGAUAUGAUUCUGUACUCGGGGACACCGUUUAAGAUAUUCCUAUCGUUUCACGCUUGCAGUGAAGCCAUCUCCUUUCCUUGGUGUCACACAGCUGACCCAUGCCCGGACUACGUCAAUUUACUUGAAGGUGGAACUGCUAUGGCUAAAGCCAUCUUCGAAACAGCUGGGCGCAUGUACAAAGUUGGGAACUUUAAAGAUAUAAUGUAUUAUGCAUCUGGAACUAGUAUUGACUGGAGUUAUGGCACAGCACGCAUUCCCUUCUCCUACCUCGUCGAACUAAGGAGCAAGCAAGAUCGAUUCACUUUACGUAGAGAGGAGAUCAUUGUAUGCUGUAAGGAAAUUCUAAACGGUGUCAAAGCUCUUGUAGAAUUUGCUGAUAAAAAGAAAUGUUUGAAUUGUUCUGUCAUUCCGAAAAAACUUCGUAAUUAG
Molecule: messenger RNA, 681 nt
Organism: Spodoptera exigua (beet armyworm)
Lineage: Eukaryota; Metazoa; Arthropoda; Insecta; Lepidoptera; Noctuidae
Source: the annotation of a GenBank genome assembly